Molecule: messenger RNA, 2115 nt
Organism: Rubroshorea leprosula
Lineage: Eukaryota; Viridiplantae; Streptophyta; Magnoliopsida; Malvales; Dipterocarpaceae
Source: the annotation of a GenBank genome assembly
CAAAUUGCAUCUUUUGCCCCCAAACAGAGCAAGUCUAGCUCCUCUAAGCUUCCACUUUCCACCCAAAUUUUCUAAAAGAAAGAGACAGAGGUCGAAAGUCGAAACACUUAGUUGCCUCUAUUGUAUUUGUAACCUUACAAAAUGCCGAUCAAAGGGAUGAGGAGCCUCUGCUUACGUGCCCUGAAGGCGCCGUCGUUCUCCAUUUCAGGCCAUCCGUCUUCACCUUCCAGAGCCUCCCAAUUAAGUCCACACCGGAGUUCUUCGGAAUCCAUGUUCGAACAAACCGUUGAAGCCGCAACUUCGAUCAUCAUGAAAUGGAAUCCAGACACAUCAAGUUACGCCAGAGUUACUUCUCUCUUUUACUCUUGUAAAAGUGAGGCGAAGCAAUUCUUGAAAUGCGUUAACGAUCUGCAGAAGGCUAUGCAUUUGUUAGUUUCCGACGAUUCGGCAUCGGAGAAGCUGAUUCAAGCUCAAAAUCUCAUGCAGAUUGCGAUGAAGAGGCUCCAGAAAGAGUUCUACCAGAUUCUUUCAAUGAAUCGAGCUCACUUGGAUCCUGAAUCAGUCUCGGCGCGAUCAUCACGCGCCUCGACUAGAUCGAGGACGUCUGAUUACGAAGAUAACGGCUCACCAGACAAUGAGAUUCGCAACGCAGGCGAUUCCAUCUCCGAAGUAGAGGAAGUUUCCUCCAUAGCCAUGGCGGAUCUGAAAUCAAUUGCCGACUGCAUGAUCUCCUGUGGUUAUGCUAAAGAAUGUGUAUACAUUUACAAAAUUAGCCGCAAAUCCAUUAUCGAUGAAGGUAUCUACCGGCUCGGAAUCGAACGAAUCAGCUGCUCUCAGAUUAACAAGAUGAAAUGGGAUGUGUGGGAUUUGAAAAUCAAGAGUUGGUUAGAGGCGGUGAAGAUCUCGAUGAGAAAGCUCUUCCACGGAGAGCGAAUUCUCUGCGACCACGUUUUCUAUGCCUCGGACUCCAUCAGAGAAUCUUGCUUCGCCGAUCUAUCUAGAGAAGGAGCCACACUUCUCUUUUCGUACCCCGAACUGAUCGCCAAAACGAAGAACUCGCUAGCGGAGAAAAUGUUCCGCGUGCUUGAGAUGUACACGGCAAUAUCAGAACACUGGCAAGAAAUUGAAUCGAUCUUCUCUUUUGAAUUAACCUCCCCCAUCCGAUUACAGGCUCUGAACUCGCUCAUCCGACUCAACGAGUCAGUCCACUCACUGCUCGCGGAUUUCGAGUCCACAAUCCAGAAGGACUCGUCGAAAGUGCUGGUCCCCGGCGGUGGCGUGCAUCAACUGACACUCGACACGACGAAUUAUCUUUCUCUCAUUACCGACUUCGGCAACGUCCUCACCGAUAUUUUUGCCGACUGGCGACGACCGGCGAAGUCUGUAUUACCUGAACCGUACUUCGAUAGUGCAGUUUCAGAUGAUUCUACGGCACCGGCGAUCUCCCUGAGGAUAGCGUGGCUGAUACUUGUGCUCCUCUGCAAGCUCGACGUAAAAGCGAAGCGCUACAAAAGCGGCUCCCUGUCGUAUCUGUUCUUAGCAAACAAUCUCGAGCACGUAGUCGCCAGAGUCCGUAGCUCAAAUCUCCAAUACCUCCUCAGCGAGGAGUGGAUCGCGAAGCACGAAGCCAAAGUGAGGCAAUUUACCGCAAAUUACGAGCGGUUAGCAUGGGGCCAAGUGCUCGCUUCGUUACCGGAGAAUCCAACAGCUGCGAUUUCAUCCGAAGAGGCGAAGGAGUACUUUAGGAAAUUCAACUCCAGUUUUGAAGAGGCGUAUUGGAAACAAAAAUCCUGUGUCAUACCGGAGCAGAAACUUCGAGACGAUAUAAAGGUUUCGAUCACGAGUAAGCUGCUACCGGUGUACCGGCAGUUCUAUGACACGCACGGGUUAACGUUCGGAGAAGAAGAGAGGAACAGAAUGUUAUUUGUCAAAUUUACCCCUGAAGAAUUGGGAAAUUACUUAUCAGAUUUGUUCUUCGGGGCAGGUAAUUCGGGAAGUUCAUCUUCGUCAUCGUCUCUCCGAAAACACCGCGAUCGCCGUUGAGACCUUAGAUGUUUUAUCGAUAAUAAUGCUUUUUUUUUUUUCUAUCAAAUCGUCAGCCUAUGAGGUAUACUU